ACUGGCGAACAGAGGCCGAGAGCGGCUGAGGGAAGAGUCGGAGGGGCAGCCUCAUCGCUCCGAGGCGGCUCGGCCCCGGCCUGAGGCUGUCGGCUGCUGGGCUCCCCACACCAUGUUCUCAGUCCUCUCCUAUGGCAGACUGGUAGCCCGGGCAGUCCUGGGUGGCCUUUCUCAAACAGACACUCGAGAUUACAGCCUGGUGACGGCAAGCUGUGGCUUUGGCAAGGACUUCCGCAAGGGCAUUUUGAAGAAAGGCAUGUGCUACGGGGAUGAUGCCUGCUUCGUGGCUCGGCACCGAUCUGCAGAUGUAUUAGGGGUUGCAGAUGGUGUUGGUGGCUGGCGAGACUAUGGGGUUGACCCUUCUCAGUUCUCAGGGACUCUUAUGCGCACUUGCGAACGCUUGGUAAAGGAAGGACGGUUUAUACCAAGCAAUCCUAUUGGGAUUCUCACCACAAGCUAUGGUGAGCUGCUGCAGAACAAAGUACCUUUGCUUGGGAGCAGCACAGCUUGCAUUGUAGUUCUGGAUCGGACAAGUCAUCGUUUACACACCGCGAACUUGGGGGACUCAGGCUUUUUAGUAGUCAGAGGUGGAGAAGUAGUCCACCGAUCUGAUGAACAACAGCACUACUUCAACACUCCGUUCCAGCUGUCAAUAGCGCCGCCCGAAGCUGAAGGGGUCGUCUUCAGUGACAGCCCAGAUGCUGCAGACAGUACUAUCUUUGAUGUCCAGCUGGGAGAUAUCAUUCUGACAGCCACAGACGGGCUUUUUGACAACAUGCCUGACUACAUGAUUCUUCAAGAGCUUAAGAAGAUAAAGAAUUCAAACUAUGAAAGCAUACAACAGACAGCAAGGAGUAUUGCUGAGCAAGCUCAUGAACUGGCAUAUGACCCAAAUUACAUGUCUCCCUUUGCACAAUUUGCUUGUGACAAUGGAUUGAAUGUAAGAGGUGGAAAGCCAGAUGACAUCACCGUCCUCCUUUCUAUAGUAGCUGAAUAUACAGACUGACUGGCUGAAAGCAUCAGCUUUUGAUGACUGACUUGCGUGUUUCCUACCGUUCCCAGCUUCACACAUACUGUUUCCUGCUGGCAGGAUGCCUUGCUCUGCAGUUGAUCUCUGUGGCUAUUAUGCGUUACUUCCAUUGCCUGUUUUAAGAUGCAGCCAAGGUCUCUGUCAGGAACCACUACUGGAGUACACUGGGGUACAUCUGCCAGCAAGAAAUGAAGAAUUUCAAUACUUGAAGCUUGUCUUUUCAAAGUUUUAGUAGUAAUUAUUGCGUGCGGGGGGAGAGUGGGAUAAUCAUGGUUAUGGCUCUCCAGAAAGUGAGCAGUAAAUACGUAGAAUUGGCUAAUCAUAAUUCAGAACUGGAUGUGCAAUUUAAAACUGAGAGAACCUCCAUGAGGACACAACUAUAUUGCUAGAAAAAGCCCAUUUUUCAUCUGAGAGGUCACAAAGCACCCUGUAACUAGCAUAGUUAGUUAAAAUGAUUGUUGAGACUUGUGUUGAUAGGAAUUCUCUACAGGCUUCCAAGCACAAUGAGCCUCGUGCUGUAUAUGGUGAUAUAUAUAGCCCAGGAGCUUUGUCUGUUACUAAAUUUGAAACACAAACUAGUUUGUGAAACAUGUUGUGCAUGUAUGAGAGUGUGUGUAAAGGUGCCUAACUGUUAUGCAGAUGGAAAUUCGGCAUAUCAAUUUAUUUGCAAGGAGCUGGAUUUUUCUUCUAUAAAACUUUCUAAAAAUAUUUCAGUUGUAAUAAAGUCUGAAGGAGCCGGGAUGUUGAGAGUUUGGGAUGGCCUGCUACCUGAUUCUGCUUUAUAUGCUGUGGGUAGCUUGGAAUGAUGGAUACGUUUAAGUGGAUAGUCCUCCGCGCUGAAUCUUCUCUUUUGGGUUUGAGGAAUUCUCUGGUGUUCCAAAGUAUACACCUCUGCUUGUGCUCCCACAACAAUUGUAAUUGCACCCAUGCAAAACGCAUUUUAGUAGCUGAUGUACAGGAUUUCCAGAAUGAACUUUAAUGAUGUUUACAGGUACCUAAUAGCCAUUUUGCAAUAUAGCAUUUCCUUUCAUUUACACUCAGUCCAAUUUCUUCUUCAGUAGCUGCAAUCUCUUCCCUCUUUUUUUAAGCUCAUGUAAAAACCAAUAGCUGUAAAAUAUAUAUAUUUUGGUCAGUUUUUCAUAACUUUUUUGCUGGUAGAAAAGUACUUAGAAAUGAAAAGCCAUGUUUUAUAUAGCAGUCGGGUAAUGUUAAUGUUUAGAUGAUGAGCUUGGCCAGUAAAGCAAUCUUACCUUUUUAAAAAAAUAUGAAAAGGGUUUUUUACUGCCAGGUUUGUUGUGUUAAAACUGUAAGUUUGAGGUUACCUCAGCCUGUUUUAAAUAUUUUUUGUGGUUGUACUGUAUAUUUGCAUAAUUAUGUCAAGCUUUUAUUUAUAAUUAUGUAACAUGUACCAUGUACAUGUCACUAUUUCAGUGCAUCAUGCUUCUAACAGGCAUUUCAUUUACCAUGAGAAUGGGCAGAAUCAUUUGGAAGCUGUUUAAUCUACCUUUUGUAAAAUUGGCAUCAUGAUUUUUCUUAAAACACCUAAUUUUUUUUUGUCAGAAUGCCUUAACCACUUAACUUGACAAAAUGAUUUUUUUUUGCAUGGAUACAGGGUGGAAUAAAAUGAAAUAAAAUCAUAGUGCUAUAAUUCAGAAAUGUGGCAAAUGAUAACUUUGCACAAACCAUUUCAAUUCCUCAUACUCCUUUAGCUGAACAAGUUAUAACUAUGUAUCUUCAAUUAGAAGGAAUGUAUUGAUGCUGCAGUUCCACACUACUUUUCUGCUUUGCCAGAGAAGCAGUUGCCCCUUUAAUUUGGACUUCUUUGCAUUUUAAAUCACCAGUAUGCUGUUGUUUGUUCGCACAAGCACAGAUUAGUUACUGACUGACUCCAUCUCCAUGCCUCUCCUUUCGGCCUUGGCCUAUCCUGACUUGGUGCCUCCUUAGAGCAAGGACAGUUCCCCUGCUUCAGAAUAUCUCUUCCUGCCUUUCUGCAACUUCAAAGGAUAACCCAUCAGUUAAACAAAUGUGGAAAAGAAUGUGCUUCUCUCAUGUUCAGGUGGUCAUGGCACGGAGCCCUUUUGCCACUGUUCAGGGAGCUUGGAUCUUGUUCUGAUUAACUGAACUAUAACAUCUGUUGAGAUUUGAUUGUUGGCCUUGCUUUGCUUAGAUCAGGUUUUAGUCAAGCAGUAUGUAUAAAGCCAUUUGUCUCUUCCCACAUUUUUUAUGAUGAUCAAACUGAGAUUUUAAACUUGCAGACUCUUAAGUCUCCCCUCCCGCCCACCCCCCUUCCAGACACCAAAGACCAGUACAGUUUAUAGCUUUUUGCCAUCUGUUUUUAAAGCAAUACUGUAUUAUAAAGAAUUAACAUUUCUAUUACAUGCUUGUCUUUUUCCCAUUUUAAGAUGUACACUCAAACAUAUCUGAACCUAAUUUAAGCUGUCUGCGCACAGAUAUUUUUUACGAAAGGAAAAGGCAGGACUCGUGUAAUUUUUAAAAUAACCUUUACCAAUCAAAGCAGUAGCGUGUUUCCCAGGAACUUCAUUAGUGUUAUGGUUUGGCAAAGAGAAGACAUUCCAUUUUGUGUUUUCUUAAAUUGGGAAUGCAUGGGUGCUGAGAUUUUACCUGCAGAAUUGCUUCAUAAAAAAUCUGGAAGAAAAGACUUUGCCUAGCAUUAACCUGCUUCACUCAGUAAUGCUAUAGCAACUGAAGGACUUGGACUUGCCUUCUGGGGAUGCCUGCAAUUGUGUUACUAAGUAUGUAGAUAUGAAGGGCUAGGCUAAUGUGAAAUACCCAUGUUAAUGAAGGAGAUGGUCCAUGGCUUCUCAUAAAGAUUUGCUAUUUUACAACAAAUGGCAGUGAAAGCCUGAAAAUUGGGACCAGAUUGGAUAUGGUCAAACCUGUCCAUAAUGAAAGCAAGCAAAGAUGAAGAUACUGUGACUGGAAUUGCUGUUUGUGUAAUGGGUUGCUUUUCCAUGGGAAGCUACACUAAUUGUAGACAUGGACUUCUUUAUUUUAUCUGACAAAGAUUGCUGAUAUAACAAGGAUGCUUUUUUCUUGUUAAAUGAGACUAUCAUUACCUGUGCUUACCUAAAAGGCAAUUAUGUGAAUUGGAUGUCUGAAGUAUAUAAUUUGUGCAAGAAUUAGUAUCUGUAAAUACAUUUAAAUGAACUGUAAAGAUAUUUAAUAAAUAUAGUAUUUAUACAGAA
Rhineura floridana is the source of this 4236-nucleotide messenger RNA. RefSeq names its product protein phosphatase targeting COQ7 (gene PPTC7). The record is from RefSeq and is a predicted model, not a curated record. Lineage: Eukaryota; Metazoa; Chordata; Lepidosauria; Squamata; Rhineuridae. The transcript is spliced from 7 exons. The coding region runs from base 113 to 1006 and encodes 297 amino acids.